Messenger RNA from Culex pipiens pallens (northern house mosquito), 442 nucleotides. Its product is annotated as protein midgut expression 1-like. The coding region runs from base 68 to 373 and encodes 101 amino acids. Lineage: Eukaryota; Metazoa; Arthropoda; Insecta; Diptera; Culicidae. The record is from RefSeq and is a predicted model, not a curated record. The transcript has 3 exons.
UAACUGGCCGUCGUCGUCUUCGUCAUCUGAAUUGUCACCUGUGUAAACAAUCUAACAAUUGUGACAAAUGUGUUGCAUAUUAUCGGGAUUGUAUGAAUUCUGUGCCACCGCCGUCAAAGGAGGGGUCGGAUGUUGUUGCGAUUGUACGAAGAAAGUGGUCUGCUGCUGCUGCCAGUGCGCGUUUCAAACGCUCUGCUGUAUCAUCUUUGUGGUGCUGAUCGUAGCGCUGGCCAUCGGGCUCGGAAUCUACUUUGGGAUCUUCCACAACGCGGACAGCGGCAACGCGAGUACUACCACAACGACCACCCCCGUCAGCAGGCUGCUGAGCACGUUGUAUCCGAAAUUGGAGGAUGAUGAUUCGUUGCAUGGUUGAGGAGAGUUUAUGGAUGGAAUUGUGGUGAUCAGAGCAAAAUUUAGCGGUUUUAAAAUGUGUGAUUUCAUU